Molecule: messenger RNA, 2671 nt
Organism: Linum tenue
Lineage: Eukaryota; Viridiplantae; Streptophyta; Magnoliopsida; Malpighiales; Linaceae
Source: the annotation of a GenBank genome assembly
UCCUUGUUUUGUGCCGCCGUCAUUGCUAGAAAAGAAACCAUGGCGUCAAAAUGCAGUCCCUAAUAUCUUCCGUUUCACAAACCAGAGGUUUCGGAACUCGGAAGGAUUUCAUAAAUCCCCAAUUAUCCGUUCACACAUAAUUAUCGCAGAGUUUUUGCAUCCAUCGUUUCGUAUCUUUCCUCCUGCGACUCAAAGGGUCCGAGGCACGCCGCCGUCAGCCGACCUCAACGGCUAUAUGCCUCACCGGACCACACCGCACCCGCCGCCUCCACCAACCGCAAGGGCUGAGCUGCGUUCGGCUUCGUUCCUCAAAACAACGGUGUGAUUAGUACAUCGCCGAUUUCCCGUAGAGCUUUCUCGUAAGAAAUGCUCAAUACUGCCUCGUAUCUCCUUAGUGUCCCCGAGAUCGCACGCCGGCCGCCGUCGUCCCCAAAAUCGCAAUCGCCAUGUCAAGAUCUGUUGCUGUUGGAAAUUUUAGGAAAGUUCGACAGGCUUUACUGAUGAACAAAUGUAUUAGCUCCACAGGAUUGAGUUAUGGUGGAGCUUAUUCCCAUGGGGAAGUUCCAUUCUUCUGGUGGAGUUUGUACUAUCGGCAUAAACAUUCAAUUGGAGGAGAUGCCCAUUUGAUAAGGCAUAGAUUAAUACACAACUUUGAUAAGAAUAGUGGUUGUAGACGUUUCUAUUCAUUUUGCACUUCAGGGAAUAUUUCCAACCAUGCCCAGUUUGCAUGGAAGAGGUUCUCUCAAGUGUGUGGUAGCAAUGCGUCGUCGGCUUUAUCUCCCUUAACUAAGGCAGCUGGUGCCAUAAGCCUGUCUCUGGUGAGAUCUAAUUUGGUUGCUCCGAGUAUUAUUGCCUUCAUAAUAAGAGAGCUAGUUUGGGGUCGACAAACUGCAGAAGCUGAUGCAUUUUGGUCAGAGAAUUCACUGUGCACGCCCAUCUACCAUGGGCAUAUAUUUGUGGCUUCUUUGGUGUUAAGUGUUUUGGAAGGCAUUAUCUUGUUAAUAAGAGCUCUUUACUUAGGAGUGUUGUUCUUGCCCUGUUUGGCUAUGGCCCCAUUUGCAGAUUCCCUUGGAACCGAGUUCAGGAAAGCUUGGCUUGAUAUUGUUUGUCUGACACUUGAAAAGGCGGGUCCAGCAUUCAUUAAAUGGGGCCAAUGGGCUGCAACAAGGCCAGACCUUUUUCCCAAGGACCUGUGUUCUAAACUCACAAGACUUCACAGUAAAGCACCAGCACAUAGUUUCUCAAUCACAAAAAAUACCAUUGAAGGGGCAUUUGGACGCAGGCUUUCUGAUAUUUUUGAAGAGUUUGAAGAGGAACCUAUAGCAUCUGGAAGUGUUGCUCAAAUUCAUCGUGCUGUUGUGAAAUACCAAUAUCCUGGUCGUGAGGAGGUUGAGCCUGUUGUGGUGGCAGUUAAGGUUAGACACCCAUAUGUUGGUCAAUCAAUAAGAAGAGACUUCAUAUUGAUAAAUUUUGUUGCUAAAGUUUCCAAUUUCAUCCCUACGUUGAGAUGGUUGAGACUGGAUGAAAGUGUACAACAGUUUGCUGUCUUCAUGAUGUCUCAAGUUGAUCUUGCAAGAGAAGCUGCAAAUUUGAGCCGUUUUAACUAUAACUUUCGUAACUGGAAGGAUGUCGCAUUCCCAAGACCUUUAUACCCUCUCGUUCAUCCAGCUGUUCUUGUGGAAACAUAUGAAAGAGGGGAAAGUAUUGUGCGUUAUGUCGAAGGGCUUGAAGGGGAUGAAAGAGUUAAAAGUGCUCUGGCUCACAUCGGGACGCAUGCCCUUCUCAAAAUGCUUCUGGUGGACAAUUUUGUCCAUGCAGACAUGCAUCCUGGUAAUGUUCUUGUUCGGCCAAUGGAUACUGGGACAUCAUCACCUCCGCUUUUUGGACCAAAGCCUCAGGUUGUCUUCCUAGAUGUGGGAAUGACUGCUGAACUUUGCAGGAGGGAUCGAAUUAAUUUGCUAGAGUUCUUCAAAGCAGUUGCCAUUCAAGACGGACGAACUGCUGCAGAGUGCACUCUUAGAUUAUCUAAAAAGCAGCAUUGCCCUGAUCCCAGCACUUUUAUCGAGGAAGUUGACAAAUUAUUCAGCUUCUGGGACUCCUCCCUUGAUGGCAAAGCAUUUCAGCCUGCUGAUUGCAUGCGGCAGCUGCUCGAGUCUGUUAGACGUCAUAAGGUCAACAUUGAUGGCCACGUUUGCACUGUGAUAGUAACUACUUUGGUACUUGAGGGGUGGCAAAGGAAGCUCGAUUCCACCUACAACACCUUACGCACUCUGCAGACGUUGCUGUUCAAAGUAGACUGGGCAGAGUCGCUCUCCUAUACAAUUGAAGGGCUAAUGGCACCUUAAAUUUUCCCCAGCCGGUUUGCUCUCAAAACUCAGUUUUGCUAGCUUGCUUUUCAUGUACGAUCUAUAAUGCCUCGUACAUAGGAAGAAUAAUUUGUUGAACAUAUGAAUCAGUCUAUACAAGACGCUAAUGGCAUGCAACUGUAUUUCUUCCUUUCAGACGACCCGGUUGGUCUUGUUCUGUAUGAUUCUGCGGACUGACCAACCAGUGUAAAUUUUUUCAGACCCUUAGUAACGAGAGAACUGAAUAACAUGAGGAACAGGCAGUUUCUUCACUUCAUGUUAUCGACCUUCUGUUCCGUCACUAUAUAAUCCGUUCAAUGUUUUCA